Messenger RNA from Diaporthe batatas, 1593 nucleotides. RefSeq lists its product as uncharacterized. Gene Ontology annotation, molecular function: transmembrane transporter activity. Lineage: Eukaryota; Fungi; Ascomycota; Sordariomycetes; Diaporthales; Diaporthaceae. The transcript is spliced from 3 exons. Gene Ontology annotation, biological process: transmembrane transport. The record is from RefSeq and is a predicted model, not a curated record. Bases 1 to 1593 code for a protein of 530 amino acids. Gene Ontology annotation, cellular component: membrane.
AUGGACACGAAGGAUAUCGAGUCCUUCCCGACCAGGACAAUAAGCGGUGCUGGCUCGGUCUCGACAGCCAACGUCGGCCGCGAUGCGCUGGCCGAUGUGACGCCGCCGCACGACAGUUACGAGGGCAGGCACCGCUUCGACCCAACGGCAAAGUGGACCGACGUGGAAGAGCGCCGCGUUGUCCGCAAGACGGAUUUGUACCUGCUCUCCAUCUUGUGCGUCAUGUUCUUCGGCCUCCAGCUGGAUCGUGGCAACCUGUCCAACGCCCUGGCAGAUAAUCUGCUGAAGGACCUCCACCUGUCGACGGACGACUACAACAACGGCACUACCAUUCAGCUCCUGUGCUUCCUGGCCGCCGAGUUUCCCGCCCAGAUCCUCAUCAAGCGGUUCGGCUUCAAGUACAUCUUGCCCACAAUGAUGUUUCUCUGGGGCACGGUAUCAUGGGCUCAAGCUUGGAUGACAGGCCGCACGUCCUUCUACAUCACCCGCGCCUUCAUCGGCCUGUGCGAAGGCGGUUUCAUACCGGGAACGAUCCUCUUCGCCACGUACUUCUACAAGUCCAAGGAGCUGUCUCUGCGGCUAGCCGCCUUCUGGUCCACCCUGAACAUCGCACGGGUCAUAUCUGCGUUGCUAGCAGCAGGCAUUCUUGAAAUGCGAGGUAUAGGAGGCAAGCCGGGGUGGUUCUGGCUGUUCCUGCUCGAGGGGCUGUUGACCUGCGUCAUUGCUGUCGUGGCCUUCUUGUACCUUCCAACGUCCCCCGUCUCGACCAAAGGAGUUCUUUGGCGCAAGCCCUGGUACACAGAACGCGAGGAGGUGAUCAUGGUCAACCGUAUUUUGCGUGACGACCCUGCAAAAGGCCUCACGGCGAUCAAGGAGCCCCUCGCCUGGAAAGAUGUGCGAGCGGCCUGGGCGGACAGCUCCAUGUGGGGGCUGUACUUCGUUGGCUUGGUCGCUUAUAUCCCCGCCACUCCGGUGCAGUCUUACCUGACCUUGACGCUCAAGAGGCUUGGGUUCUCCACCUUCAACUCGAACAUGUUGACGAUUCCCUCGGCGGUGCUCCAGAUCGUCACAAUGCUAGCGCUGGCAUUCAGCAGCGAUUACUUCAACGAGCGGGCGUUCCAUGCCUUCUUCGGCGAGUUCUGGAUCAUGCCCUUGCUCAUCGCUAUGCUGACGUUGCCGAACGGAGGCCGCGACUGGGGCCGUUUCUCGCUGGUCACCUUGAUCUCGGGGUACCCAUACUUCCAUCCCAUCAUCUCCAGUUGGCUUUCCGAGAACACCUUCGACGUAAAGAAGCGUGCCAUUGCUGCGGCAACCUACAACGUGAUCGUCCAGAUUGGAAGUCUGAUCGGAUCACAGAUAUACAGGUCGUGGGACUCACCGUACUACAAACACGGCAAUGCAGUCCUGCUGGCGAUCUGUGUGCUCGCGCUUUGUGUGAUCCUGGUGCAGCGGCAGGUCUUGAUAUUCUUGAACAGGAAGAAGGAAAGGCAAUGGCAGAUUAUGAGUGCGGAGGAGAAGGCGGCGUACCAGAGCGAUACCCAGGCAAGGGAAAAAGAAGGAAACAAGAGGCUGGACUUCCGUUUCGUGUACUAG